Chanos chanos (milkfish) is the source of this 1098-nucleotide messenger RNA. It is a transcript of the gene fam81b, whose product is annotated as family with sequence similarity 81 member B. The transcript has 7 exons. NCBI's taxonomy places the organism in Eukaryota, Metazoa, Chordata, Actinopteri, Gonorynchiformes, Chanidae. The record is from RefSeq and is a predicted model, not a curated record. The coding region runs from base 1 to 1098 and encodes 365 amino acids.
AUGUGGGAUGCCUUUGUUCGUUUGCGUUUGCGUUUGUUUGCGUUUGUCCGUUCGCAUUCGUUUCGCAGGUCAGGUCACCUGGAGAGCAGACUGGGUGGUCAGGAGAGGCUGAUGACCGUGUUGUUGGAGCAGGCCUUCAGGAUUAAAGAGGAUGUGGUUUCUAGCCUUCGUUCCGCUCAGGGCUCUGUUUUGAUGGAAACUUCUGCCCGGAAAUUGCUGGAAAACCACGUCCUGACCAUCACCCACAUCGUUAAACAGCUCAGCAAGGACAUCAAGGUGUUGGAGGCUCAGAUUGUCCAGAGAGACAGCGUCACUGCAGGGACCAGUUUGGCUGUGCACAGUCUGGACCAUAAGAACCUGGCUGGUAUUGGUGACCUCAGAGGAAGAGUGGCAAGGUGUGAUGCCAGCAUUGUAAAACUCUCGGCUGAUGUGGCAACAGGAGGGCAGGAUAUCCUGAGACUGAAACAGGAGGUGUCCGAGUUACGCACAGGUCUGGAGAUGCGUCUAAGAAGCAUGGAAGUGAAGCUGACUGAUGCUCUGAAGAAACUGGAAACCUCCCAGUCAGACCAGUUGCAGAGUCACAGCAACGCAAUUACAGAGCUACAAAAAGAAAUUCAGCAGCUAGAGAGCAAGACCUUUAGCAGUCUCAGGGAGAUGAGAGAGGAAACAUCCAGACUCAGAGAGUGGACCAAUCAGCAGUUACAAUCUUCAGCCCAGAGACACACACAUACCAGCCAACAGCUAGAAACACUGCUGAAAGACAAAAUGGUCGAGUCUGAGGGGAAUCUAAAGGAACAGGUUCGUUUCCUGGCGUCUCAGAUGGAGCGGAUGGAGAAGCAGGCUGAGAAAGAGCAGAUGUCCGACAGGCUCAGAUGCUCCGAGACCAAACUCAAAAGCAGAAUCAGUGCUCUGGAAAAGAGUCACUCAGACCAACUGGACCAGAUCAGGCGGGAAUACCAGACCGGAUUCCAGGCCAUUCACGACGCCAUCGAGUCCCUGAGACGGAUCGGAGACUGCAAGGCCCGGCUGGAGAAAGGAGAACUCCAAAAGGACAUCAGACAGAUGCGGCGGAAGAUAGUUCAGAUGCAAGAGAUCUGA